Molecule: messenger RNA, 2304 nt
Organism: Tigriopus californicus
Lineage: Eukaryota; Metazoa; Arthropoda; Copepoda; Harpacticoida; Harpacticidae
Product: 4-trimethylaminobutyraldehyde dehydrogenase-like
Exons: 7
Coding region: 452-2002 (516 amino acids)
Molecular function (GO): 4-trimethylammoniobutyraldehyde dehydrogenase (NAD+) activity; aminobutyraldehyde dehydrogenase (NAD+) activity
Source: RefSeq, a predicted model, not a curated record
UUGAGGCGGUGUUGCUGGGUAUCUUGUGUGAGACGUACUGUUAAAAAGAGGAGUAGGAGACGACGACACAUGACAUCGCAUCUGGAUCCUGGAGUGAGUAUUCACGGUAUUCACUGACCAAUCAGUCCUGGCGGGUUGGUUUGGUGGCUGGCCUCCUUCGUUCAUCCCUCCGUCCUGACAUCUCGUUCUGGAUCCUCGAUUGACUUGGUCUCUCUCUCCCUCAACCCUGAUCCACUCACUGAGCAUUGAUCAAUCACGAUUCUCAUCUCAGAAAACCUGUUUGCUUUGGCGAUCCAACCAGGCCAACCGGUUUUCGUCGAGAUUCGUCAAUCGAGUCGACGGAAGGUGUCUAGUCUAACUCAAGGACCUUGAGGCCGAGUAAGUCAGUCAAGGAGGAGUGAAGAGUGGAGCUACGUCGAGGAGUGAGUGAUCCCGGCGUCCCAGAUCAAUCAUGUGGGGAGCCUCUUGUGCCCGUGGUGCCACCUCCUCGGCUGGAUGGCCGGGCAUGCGAGCCAUCGCUACCGACGUGACCCAUGGACCUUGGAAUUGGUUGGCGGGCCAACGAACCACCCCCUUGGACGCCCUCGGGAAUUGGGCUAAUAUUGAGCCUCGAAGUGGACGGGUUUUGGCCUCAAUUCCCAUGUCCGGACCCCAGGAGGUGGAUCGAGCCGUGACCACGGCUCAAGCGGCUUUUCCGGCCUGGUCUCGGUUGAGUGGAACGGAGCGGGGGCGUUUCUUGAGCGCGGCUGCCUUGAAAAUGCGAGAGCAUCUCGAGGACAUUGCUCGGUUGGAUGUGAUCGACAAUGGCAAACCCAUUUGGGAAGCUCGGCUCGACAUGGAAACCGUGAUUGGCUCGCUGGAGUAUUACGGGGCUUUGGCUGCGUCUUUUAAUGGUCAGCACGUCCGCAUGCCCGAUGGUUCUUUCGCCUUGGUUACCCGAGAACCUUAUGGCGUGGUAGGUGGAGUGGGGGCGUGGAAUUAUCCGCUGCAGACGUGUACGUGGAAAGCGGCGCCCGCAUUAGCCUGCGGCAAUACUUUCGUGUAUAAACCAUCACAAUUCACACCCAUCACGGCCGUGAUCUUGGGCGAGAUUCUCAAAGAGGUGGGCGUGCCGGAUGGCGUUUUCAAUGUCAUUCAGGGCGAUGGCUCUACGGGGGCGUUACUAACCCAACAUCCGGGUUGUUCCAAGCUCUCAUUCACAGGCAGUGUACCCACUGGGAUCAAGAUCAUGCAAGCGGGUGCGGUGGGCGUCCGUAAUGUGACGCUCGAAUUGGGUGGGAAAUCCCCGCUGAUUGUGUUUGACGAUGCCAAUCUGAAGAAUGCAGUCAAAGGCGCGCUCAUGGCCAAUUUUCUCACCCAGGGCGAGGUGUGCUCGAAUGGAACUCGUGUGUUCGUCCAAAAAGGCAUUUAUGGCAAAUUUUUGCACGAGUUUGUCAAUCAAGCCCAGAAAAUGAAGGCUGGUGAUCCCCUGGCCGAGGACACCACCAUCGGAGCUACCAUCAACGAGGAGCAUGCUCAAAAGGUCUUAGGUUUUAUCGAACGCGCCAAAAAGGAAGGUGUGACCGUCGAAUGCGGAGGCGAACGAAUCCAAUUAGAAAGUGAAUUGGCCAAUGGAUAUUACCUCAGCCCUUGCAUAAUAACAAAUUGCACAGACACAAUGGAAAUUGCUCGAGAGGAAGUAUUUGGUUCCGUGGCUUGCGUCUUCCCCUUUGAGACCGAGGAUGAAGUCAUCCGAAGGGCUAAUGAUACCCCGUUUGGUUUAGCAGGCGGAGUGUUCACCAAUGAUUUGACUCGAGCUCAUCGUGUGAUUAAUGCCUUGGAAGCGGGAACAUGCUGGAUCAAUACGUUUAAUCUGGCCCCGUCUGAGGUUCCCUUUGGCGGCGUCAAAAUGUCUGGAAUUGGACGCGAAAAUGGAACCGUGGCCAUGGAAUUUUAUUCCCAAAUGAAGACCAUAUAUGUGGAAAUGAACGAUGUUGACUGUGGUCUUCUUUAUCAAGACUGACGAUUCAAUCCAUGAUACCGUGGGAAAACAUGAUUGAUGCCCCUAAUGCAAUGCCGACAAUGCAAGUCAAGCGAAUGAAAUGGAGCGAACGAUAGAUUAGUUGGGAAGAUAGCUUAAACGAAUGAGCCAUCCGAGAAAAUCUGUUGAUUUUUCUUGAAUCAAAUUGGAUAUGGAGAAGUAUAUUUCUCAUUACAUGUGCCAUCAAAUUUAUGUGAAACAUUAAACCUAUCAUGGACUUCAGAAAAUCUACAUUGAUGUGGCAACACAUAAUCCAAGAUAAACGGAAAGUGAACCAAACGAAA